AUGGAAGAGGCCAGGGACCACGACGAUGGGCCCAAACAAGACCCAGAGUCUGGGGAGGAGUCGACGGAGAUUUGCAGAUUGAUCUCCCUGGUCUGGUUCUUCGGGGGCCUCUGCACGGUGAUUCAGUGUCACAGCUUAGCCAAGCUCAUCGCGGCCUUCAUCUGCGAAGAUGCCGUCUGGAACUUUCCCAACCAGUGCGUGCAGGUUGACUGA
Molecule: messenger RNA, 213 nt
Organism: Symbiodinium natans
Lineage: Eukaryota; Dinophyceae; Suessiales; Symbiodiniaceae
Source: the annotation of a GenBank genome assembly